Molecule: messenger RNA, 1998 nt
Organism: Dromaius novaehollandiae (emu)
Lineage: Eukaryota; Metazoa; Chordata; Aves; Casuariiformes; Dromaiidae
Gene: TMEM35A
Product: transmembrane protein 35A
Exons: 2
Coding region: 278-784 (168 amino acids)
Biological process (GO): chaperone-mediated protein complex assembly; positive regulation of protein localization to cell surface
Cellular component (GO): endoplasmic reticulum
Molecular function (GO): acetylcholine receptor regulator activity
Source: RefSeq, a predicted model, not a curated record
GCUUCGGCUUUGUGUGUGUAAUCCGCGGAGCGUGCGAGGAAGCAGAGGACUGUCCAAGCGUGACAGUGGUGGGCGCUCCCGGAGCUCGGCAUCGCUGCGGGGCAUUAGGACCCGGAGGCUGCUGAGCGGAGGAGGCCGAAUCCCUCUCCUGCUGUCAUCCUCCGCUCCCGCAGCCUUCUUCCCCAUCUCCUUCGAUGGUGACGGACCACACGGAGCACCUCCCGCCCGGGCGGCCAGCCGCAGCGAGGCCUCGCUAGCGCCGCGUCCCCGCGCGCCCAUGGCGUCCCCCCGCACCAUCACCAUCGUCGCCCUCUCGGUGGCCCUGGGGCUCUUCUUCGUUUUCAUGGGGACCAUCAAACUGACCCCGCGGCUCAGCAGAGAUGCCUACAACGAGAUGAAACGAGCCUACAAAAGCUACGUGCGGGCCCUUCCCAUGCUGAAGAAGAUCGGAGUCAGCUCCAUCCUUCUCCGCAAGAGCAUCGGUGCCCUGGAAGUGGCAUGUGGCAUUGUCAUGACUCUGGUGCCUGGUCGCCCCAAGGACGUGGCCAACUUUCUCCUCCUCCUCCUCGUGCUGGCUGUGCUCUUCUUCCACCAGCUAGUGGGGGAUCCUCUCAAGCGUUACGCCCAUGCCCUCGUCUUUGGGAUCCUGCUCACUUGCCGCCUGCUGAUCGCCCGCCAGCCUGAGGAGCAGCCGCCGGAGAAGAGGAUCCUCUCGGUGAACGGGGACGAGCAGCCGCCUGUCCACGAGGCAGCUCCUGAGACAGGCAAAAUGAAGGUAUCCUAGUUGAGUGCAUUUGAGGAAUACGGACCCAUGAGGCAGCUCUCUCCUAAAGCACCCAGAAAAUUUGUUUUUUAUUUACCUAUUUAUAUUUUUUGGCUGUCUAAAUAAAGUUGCACUUGGGGUCUGAGAGACGCAAGGUACGUCUACACUGUAGUUGUGCUUUUGCUGCUGCCUUGUAAGGCAGAAAAAUACAAGCUGGCUUUAAACUAGGUAGCUUGGAGGCUGUGAGCAGCCUGGCUGGAGGAGCACUGGCCUCAAUAGGAGCUGCAAAACCAGUCUGAGAGCAUGGGCAAAUAAAUAUCUGGGCAGUUAGCCCAUGCUAACUCAGUGCUGUUAGAGGGGAGCAGUUAGUCCCUGAGCUGGCAGUUUAAACCUAGCUUGAAUACGUCUCUGCUACAUUGCAACCUUGGCAGCAACUGCUGUGUAGAACAUAACCAGAGUGUCUAGGGCACGCAUCUCUGCGCUGGCUUGUGCAACCCACCUCGUAGAGCUAUCUGAUCUGCAAACGUACAUGUUUUCUUUUACAUAGUCAGGGGGAAAGGACCUUACUGAGCAUAAACAGUAGUAUUUGUGUUUGAGGGAAGGAUCUUUAGUCUCUGCUGCCUCUGUGACCAGUCCUGUGUGCAGACUGGUUCUCCAGGGAAAACAGGUGAUGCCACUAUUUGCCUCUUCCUGGAUUUCCACACUUUGUAGAGGUUCUAAAACUGGGGCAAUGCCCUGCCAACAGUAACUGUUUUUCCCUGCUUCACAUGAGCCACUGGUACCCCUUCAUCCUCUCAGCAGACAGCAAGGCUCCCUGCCGAGGGGACGGGGAGAACUGCCCAAAGAACUGUUUUUACCCAGUAAUAAACCCCAAAGUUCCAAAAUGUGUGCCUGCUGCUGGCAAAAGCAUCAUGCUCCCGAUUUCCUUGGGGGGGGGGGGGGGGGGGAAUCCCCUUUUACACUACUGCAACUUUAUAGAAAUGUUGGUUACUGCUAAUAGGUAAGGGUCUGAACCUGCCUAGGUACCUCAUUGUGCAUCCCACAUACAGCUCGAGCGAGCUGGGGGGAGUCCUGUCACAAGAGCCUGAAUCCCUGUGUGUUGUAUCCGAAAUCUUAUGGAGUGUCAUGAGAAGUGUGUUUGAAGUUGUUUAUUUUCUCGAUGUUUGUCUGUUUUCAGUUUUUCCUUAUUUUCUUAAUUAUUCAUGAAAAUAAACUUUUUGAAAUUUGGAGGAAAA